Molecule: messenger RNA, 1040 nt
Organism: Camelina sativa (false flax)
Lineage: Eukaryota; Viridiplantae; Streptophyta; Magnoliopsida; Brassicales; Brassicaceae
Product: aquaporin TIP2-1-like
Biological process (GO): water transport; transmembrane transport
Cellular component (GO): membrane
Molecular function (GO): water channel activity
Source: RefSeq, a predicted model, not a curated record
UGUGUUUCGCAUCGGCAACUAAUCUUAUUCUUCAGUAAGAGGAAACUAGUUUUUAUAAUUUCCAAAAAAAUUAUUCUGCUUCUUUCUUCUAUACGUUCUUCUCGCAUUCAACAAUGGCCGGUCUUGACUUUGGUUCCUUUGAAGACUCCUUUAAAUUGAACACUUUAAAAGCUUACCUAGCCGAGUUCAUCUCUACUUUGCUCUUUGUUUUCGCUGGCGUUGGUUCCGCCAUUGCCUUUGGAAAGCUAACAGAGAACGCGGCUCUUGAUGCAUCCGGACUAGUGGCGAUUGCGAUUUGCCACGGUUUUGCUCUCUUUGUGGCGGUUUCGAUCGCAGCUAACCAUUCUGGUGGCCAUGUUAACCCAGCCGUGACAUUUGGCCUUGUCGUCGGUGGAAAAGUCACAGUCAUCACCGGAGUUUUCUACUGGAUUGCUCAGCUUCUCGGCUCCACCAUUGCUUGCUUCCUUCUCAAAUUUGUCACCGGUGGUUUGGCGAUUCCAAUCCACAGCGUUGCGGCUGGAGUAGGAUCAACACAAGGAGUAGUGAUGGAGAUCAUUAUUACAUUCGCAUUGGUCUACACCGUUUACGCCACAGCCGUUGACUCCAACAAUGGCACUCUCGGAACCAUCGCUCCUCUAGCCAUCGGACUCAUCGUUGGUGCUAACAUUCUUGCAGCCGGUCCGUUCUCUGGCGGUUCCAUGAACCCUGCUCGUUCCUUUGGACCAGCUCUCGCCGCUGGAGAUUUUUCAGGACAUUGGGUUUAUUGGGUCGGUCCACUUGUUGGUGGCGGACUUGCUGGAGUUAUCUACUCCACCGCUUUUAUCACCGAGACCAAGCCUGAACCUACCGAGUCCGAACGUGUUCCUCUUAUUUCCUCUGCUUAAAUAAUCUUUGCUUAUGAGUGAGCGUGUGUUUCUUUCUACUUUUUAGUUUGGUAUUCUUGUUUUUCAACCUUUUGCUUGUUUGAGUUUGGUUUACAAUGUGAUUGCAUGUUUUUUUUUUUCGGGUCUUCCACCAUAUAAACAAAAAAACAUUAAACA